Molecule: messenger RNA, 1756 nt
Organism: Ziziphus jujuba (common jujube)
Lineage: Eukaryota; Viridiplantae; Streptophyta; Magnoliopsida; Rosales; Rhamnaceae
Exons: 4
Coding region: 151-1503 (450 amino acids)
Source: RefSeq, a predicted model, not a curated record
ACAAACCAAAAGGGGAGAGGAAAGGGAAGCCCCAAGGCUUUUGGAGUCGGGCUGUGACUCUCACUCACUCUCUCUGUCUCAUCCACUAUUAUCAUAGUUAUACGUCGUCUAUUACCAGCACCACCUCUGUUUUUCCUGAGAUUUUCUACAAUGCAUCUGGCAACUUCCACAGCCCUAUCACCCACCAAUACAGCCAAAAUGCUGGAGCGGGCCCUUUCUUCCCGGCGAGCCGCCUCCCACGCCGACGAAGCUGGCACCGACGAUGAACCCACCGCCGACGAGUCCAAGACCAAGAAGCACCUGCCCAUCUCCUUUUUCACCACCCGGGCUACCAACUACUUUACCCGAGUGGGACCCAUCUGGCCCUGCCUCUUCGUUCUCUUCUUCGUCCUCCUCCUCAUAUUUUCCCUCGUUUAUAACUCUCGCAGAUUCGUCUGUGUCUCACCGUAUAACUCCGUUUCUCGAUCCGGGUUCUUUGGGUUCGACGGCCUCGAAUCGGACUUCGGAUCCCUCGGCGUGCCCUGGUGCAGAUCGAAACAUGGAAAAACUGUUGAAUGGACAUCUAAGGAUUUAAUCAAGGGCUUGGAAGAGUUCGUACCAAUAUAUGAAACGCGACCAAUAAAAAAUAACAUGUACGGGAUGGGUUUUGACCACAGCUUUGGGCUUUGGUUCAUUGCCCGGUGGCUGAAGCCUGAUCUGAUGAUUGAGAGUGGGGCUUUCAAAGGGCAUUCCACUUGGGUUUUGCGGCAAGCCAUGCCAGAGACACCAAUAAUAUCAAUUACACCCAGGCAUCCAGAGAAGUAUUUAAAGAAGGGGCCUGCAUAUGUUGAUGGUAACUGCACAUACUUUGCCGGAAAAGACUUCAUAGAUUUUGGAAGUAUUGAUUGGGUUAAAGUAAUGAAGAAACAUGGGAUUACUGAUCUUAGUCAGGUUCUUAUUUUUUUUGAUGACCAUCAGAAUGAAUUGAAAAGAAUACGACAGGCACUGGAUGCCGGUUUUCGACAUCUAGUGUUUGAGGAUAACUAUGAUACUGGAACCGGUGACCACUAUUCCUUAAGGCAAAUUUGUGAUCAGUCCUAUAUAAGAGGAGGUGGUCACAGCUGCUUUAAAGACAGCGAUGAAGCUAGGAUUAGGUUGAAAAGGAAAAAGUUCUGGGAGAAAGCAGUGGACAUAGAAGAACUUUGUGGGCCCAAUGAAGCUUGGUGGGGUGUGAGAGGGUACAUGCGGGAUAAUUUUAACCACAGCAACCAGCCAAUUUCCUAUUCUGAACAUUUUCAAAACAGCCGGUUUGUGGAAUCAAUCCUGGAUGUUUAUUGGGAGCUUCCUCCAGUGGCAGGACCUUCCCUCACUCAUCAAACUAGAUAUGAUCCUGCUCGUUCACAACCUCCUAUUGUAGAAGAUGGCCGGUUUGGGUUAUUCCAGCGGCUUGGUUUAACCGGGCUUGAUAAUUCUGUAUUUAAUGGAUAUACUCAGAUGGUUUACCUUCAGGUAUCCAGACAGUAGUUUUAGAGCUGUCUUGAUGAAGAGGCGUUGUUUAGCUUUCUUUAGUUUGUUAAUAUUAUGCUUGAAUUUUUUGUUUUUUUUUUACAGGGUUAUUUAACUUGGUUGUCUCCUUUGAUUUUGUUCCUUUACUUAUUCUUCUUUUUAUUUAAUUUUACGAGACAGUUGUUCUGUAUCAAUAUUACUUCGUAACUUUACCGAUCUUGUUUUAGAUUCUUUCCCGACUGUGGACUAAUUUGAAGUUAGUUUUUUAAGA